Molecule: messenger RNA, 1266 nt
Organism: Capra hircus (goat)
Lineage: Eukaryota; Metazoa; Chordata; Mammalia; Artiodactyla; Bovidae
Product: olfactory receptor 12-like
Exons: 1
Coding region: 1-951 (316 amino acids)
Biological process (GO): G protein-coupled receptor signaling pathway; sensory perception of smell
Cellular component (GO): membrane
Molecular function (GO): olfactory receptor activity; G protein-coupled receptor activity; odorant binding
Source: RefSeq, a predicted model, not a curated record
AUGGCACCCCACAGAAAUGGAAACCUCUCAGAGAUGCCUCUGCAGGAGUUUGUGCUGGAGGGCUUUGAGGGCGGUCUGCAGACCCAGGCCCUGCUCUUUGCUCUGUUCCUGGCCCUGUACGUGGUGGCCGUCCUGGGGAACCUCGCCAUGAUGGUGGUCAUCACCCUGGAUGUCCGUCUGCACUCCCCGAUGUACUUCUUCCUCAAGAACCUCUCCCUUGUGGACCUGUGUUACUCGUCUGUCAUCGCCCCCAAGGCCCUGGCCACCUUCCUGUCCUCCUCCAAGCUCAUCACCUUUGAGGGAUGUGCCACCCAGUUCUUCUUCUUCUCCAUGAUGGGCACCACUGAGACUCUCCUCCUGGCCGUGAUGGCCUAUGACCGCUUCGUGGCCAUCUGCAGCCCCCUGCGCUACCCCAUCUCCAUGUGCCCCUCGGUCUGUGCCCGCCUGGUGCUGGGCUGCUACUGCGGGGGCUGCUUCAACUCUGGGGUGCAGACGAUCCUCACAUUCAGCCUCCUGUUCUGCAGCUCCAACCACAUCGACCACUUCUUCUGUGAUGUGAUCCCCCUGCUCCAGCUCACUUGUGCCAGCACGGCCGUCAAUGAGCUGGCCUUGUUUGGCCUGUGUGGCCUCAUCAUCGUGGGCACCACCCUCGUGGUCCUCACCUCCUACGGCUACAUCACAGUGACCACCCUGAGGAUGCGCUCAGGAGGAGGGAGGCACAAGCUCUUCUCCACCUGCGGCUCCCACAUGACAGCCGUGUCCCUCUUUUAUGGGACGCUUUUUGUCAUGUAUGCCCAGCCGGGAGCUGUGGCGUCCAUGGAGCAGGGCAAGGUGGUCUCUGUCUUCUAUACCCUGGUCAUCCCGAUGCUCAACCCCCUCAUCUACAGCCUGAGAAACAAGGACGUGAAGGAUGCCCUGCGGAGACUGGGGCAGAGACACACAGCCACGUGACGGAGGGUGGACAGAGAGACAGUGUCCUGAGAAGAGGACAAGAGGACUUGAGGGGAGGCACUGGGUGUGGUUUGAGGAAUUCAUUCUUUAUUCGUCUAAUUCAUUUUUCAUCCAGCAUUUUAUCCAGCCCAUCUUUGAAGCACAUCAUGGACCACACACUACGAGUGUGAGAUGCAGAGAUGAAUAAGGAACUGUGUUUGCCACAAAAGAUCUAAGGGCCCUCAGUGGGGCAAGACGCUAACUUGAAGUUUGUGUAACACAGUGGGCAGAGCCAUGACCUGGGGGUCUUUGGAGCGCAGUAUGGGUCCCAGUUCC